This is a messenger RNA of Syzygium oleosum, 3613 nucleotides long. RefSeq lists its product as uncharacterized. The transcript has 17 exons. Gene Ontology annotation, molecular function: calcium-dependent protein serine/threonine kinase activity; calcium/calmodulin-dependent protein kinase activity; calcium ion binding. Gene Ontology annotation, cellular component: nucleus; cytoplasm. The record is from RefSeq and is a predicted model, not a curated record. Gene Ontology annotation, biological process: intracellular signal transduction; protein autophosphorylation; peptidyl-serine phosphorylation. NCBI's taxonomy places the organism in Eukaryota, Viridiplantae, Streptophyta, Magnoliopsida, Myrtales, Myrtaceae. Bases 32 to 3352 code for a protein of 1106 amino acids.
UCAGUCAUCUCUCUCUCUCUGAUCGCCAACAAUGGGACUCUGCCUCUCCAAUUCCCAGGACAUUCCCAUCUCUUCUUCUUCCUCGGAGUCUCUCCCUCGCCACCAUUCACAACCGCCCAGAAAACCCCACCCACAGUCCAAACACACGCAACCACAACCAACACCAAGGCAACGGCAACCGUCGUCGGAACGGCCACCUUCUCUGCGCUCGUUCACCGGCCCCGAGCCUCCGCCUCUGCUGCCGUCCUCCCAGAUCAGCCCCGUCCUCUGCAAGCCCUACGCGGACAUAAACGCUCUGUACCAGAUGGACCGCGAGCUUGGCCGCGGCCAGUUCGGGGUCACCUACCUCUGCACCGAGCGCUCAACCGGCCUCCAGUACGCGUGCAAGUCCAUCUCGCGGUGCAAGAUGGUGACCCAGAAGGACAUUGAGGACGUCCGGCGAGAGAUCCUGAUGCUGGAGCACCUGUCCGGGCAGCCCAACAUCGUGGAGUUCAAGGGCGCGUACGAGGAUCGGCAGUAUCUGCACCUGGUCAUGGAGCUUUGCUCCGGCGGUGAGCUCUUCGACCGGAUCAUUGCCAAGGGGAUGUACUCGGAGCGGGAGGCAGCGAGGAUCGGGCGGCAGGUGGUGAACGUGGUGCACGUGUGCCACUUCAUGGGGGUGAUGCACCACGACCUCAAGCCCGAGAACUUCCUGCUCGUCAGCAAGAGCGACGAUGCCCCUCUCAAGAUCACCGACUUCGGCCUCUCCGUUUUCAUCGAACCAGGUCGGUUGGUUCAGUUGUUUUGCUGCAUGUUGUUUGGAUUAGAAUAUUCCUUAAUUGCAGACUCGGUGGAGUUCUGUGUUCUAGGAAGUUUUCCAAAAGUUAUCGCCCAGGUCUUAGGGAAGGUGUACGAGGACAUUGUGGGAAGUGCGUUCUAUGUUGCGCCGGAGGUGUUGAAUCGAAACUACGGGAAGGAAAUCGACGUCUGGAGUGCAGGCGUCAUCUUAUACAUCCUUCUUUGCGGUUCACCUCCCUUCUGGGCAAGGAAUGAGAAUGGCAUAUUCAAAGCAAUAUUGGAAGGCAACCUAGAUCUAGAAAGUGCUCCGUGGCCAUCCAUUUCCUCUUCGGCGAAGGAUCUCAUCACGAAAAUGUUGAUGAGGGAUCCUAAGAAAAGGAUCACUGCCGCGGAGGCCCUUAAACAUCCUUGGCUCCGGGAAGAUGGAGUGGCAUUUGAUAAACCUAUUGACAAUGUUGUUUUGCGGAGGCUCAGGCAAUUUAGAGCGUCGAACAAGCUGAAGAAACUUGCUCUGAAGGUAAUUGCACAAAACCUUUCGGAAGAAGAAAUCAAGGGCUUGAGACAAAUGUUCGGCAACAUGGACACUGACGGAAGCGGUACCAUCACAUUCGAAGAAUUUAAAUCCGGAUUGGCUAGGUUGGGAUCGAAGCUCGGUGACGCAGAAGUAAGGCAGCUAAUGGAUGCGGCCGAUGUCGACAAGAGCGGGAUCAUUGAUUACACUGAAUUCAUCACUGCCACGAUUAACCGCCACAGGCUUGAGAAGGAAGAUAGUCUGUUCAAAGCUUUCCAAUACUUCGAUGAAGACAACAGCGGGUUUAUCGCGAGAGACGAGCUGAGACACACUAUGGCACAAUACGGAAUGGGGGACGAAGCCACCAUAGACGAGAUCAUCAAGGAUGUCGACACAGACAAAGAUGGGAAAAUCAAUUACGAGGAGUUUGUGGCCAUGAUGAGAAGACGAACUCAAGAUCAAAAUGGAAACGAGAGAUGGUGGAAAGGAUCGCCAACAAUGGGACUCUGCUUCUCCAGGUCCAAAUCCCAGAACAUUCCCAUCUCUUCUUCUUCCUCCGAGUCUCCCCCUCGCAGGAAAGCCCACCCACGGUCCAGAGGCCCGCAGCCAAAACCACCGAAACCACCUUCGUUCACGGGCCCGCAGCAGCCGCCGCCGUCCUCCCAGAUCGGCCCCAUCCUCCGCAAGCCCUACGUGGACAUAAACACCCUGUACAAUCUGGACCGCGAGCUCGGCCGCGGCCAGUUCGGGGUCACCUACCUCUGCACCGACCGCUCAACCGGCCUCCAGUACGCGUGCAAGUCCAUCUCGCGGCGCAAGAUGGUGACCCAGAAGGACAUCGACGACGUCCGGCGAGAGAUCCUGAUGCUGGAGCACCUGUCCGGGCAGCCCAACAUCGUGGAGUUCAGGGGCGCGUACGAGGACAAGCAGUAUCUGUACCUGGUCAUGGAGCUUUGCUCCGGCGGCGAGCUCUUCGACCGGAUCAUCGCCAAGGGGUUGUACUCGGAACAAGAGGCAGCGAGGAUCGGGCGGCAGGUGGUGAACGUGGUGCACGUGUGCCACUUCAUGGGGGUGAUGCACCGCGACCUCAAGCCCGAGAACUUCCUGCUCGUCAGCAAGCGUGAAGACGCCCCUCUCAAGAUUAUCGACUUCGGCCUCUCCGUUUUCAUCGAACCAGGGAAGGUGUACAGGGACAUCGUGGGAAGUGCGUACUAUGUUGCGCCGGAGGUGUUGAAUCGAAACUACGGGAAGGAAAUCGACGUCUGGAGCGCAGGCAUCAUCUUAUACAUCCUUCUUGGCGGUUCACCUCCCUUCUGGGCAGAGAACGAGAAGGGCAUAUUUGAAUCGAUUAUGGAAGGCAAGCUGGAUCUAGAAAGCGCUCCGUGGCCAUCCAUUUCCGCUUCCGCGAAGGAUCUCAUCUUGAAAAUGUUGAUGAGGGAUCCUAAGAAAAGGAUCACCGCUGCGGAUGCCCUUGAACAUCCUUGGCUUCGGGAAGAUGGGGUAGCAUCUGAUAAACCUAUUGACAAUGCUGUCUUGCGGAGGAUGAGGCAAUUUAGAGCGUCGAACAAGCUGAAGAAACUUGCUCUGAAGGUAAUUGCGCAAAACCUCUCGGAAGAAGAAAUCAAGGGCUUGAGACAAAUGUUCAAUAACAUGGACACCGACAGAAGUGGUACGAUCACAUUCGAAGAAUUUAGAACCGGAUUGUCUAGGUUGGGAUCAAAGCUCACUGAACCAGAAAUAAGGCAGCUAAUGGAUGCUGCCGAUGUCGAUAAGAAUGGGACUAUCGAUUACACCGAAUUCAUCACUGCCACGAUUAACCGCCACAGGCUUGAGAAGGAAGAUAAUCUGUUAAAGGCUUUCCAAUACUUCGAUAAAGACAGCAGCGGGUUUAUCACGAGAGACGAGCUGAGACACGCUAUGGCACAAUACGGAAUGGGGGACGAAGACACCAUAGACGAGAUCAUCGAGGAUGUCGACACCGACAAAGAUGGGAAUAUCAACUAUGAGGAGUUUGUGGCCAUGAUGAGAAGAGGAACUCAAGAUCAUAAUGGAAACGGGAGUUAGGAAGAAAGGUAGAUGAAUGAUUAUUUGCUCUCCUCUUGUACAUUCAUCUCCAUAAUAAGCCUGGACAAUUCCCGAAUUAUUCUGUUGAAUAAGAUUGCUGAUCAUCGGAGAAUUUGAAUGUCGAAUAAAUAUAUUCCCUUCUGCAUUCUUUUUGUGUGAUAUAUAUAAUUUUCCUUUUGACAAGUUAAAGGGCUAACGAUCCCUUUAAACAUUACUAUAAGGGUCGCACAUCCACUAUAAAAUAUUCGGAUUGAGUCGUAA